Molecule: messenger RNA, 1441 nt
Organism: Owenia fusiformis
Lineage: Eukaryota; Metazoa; Annelida; Polychaeta; Sabellida; Oweniidae
Source: the annotation of a GenBank genome assembly
CGCAUAUCAUAUAUUUUUAUCUCAAUUCAUUUUCUCGUGUCAAUAGAUCUGUUAACUUCUUUUGUUAGCUAGUGUUGUAUAUAUAUCGCAUGUUUACUCAACUUUGCUUACAUUAAACGAUAGAUGUUAUAUGGGUUCAGGUUCUACAAUACAAUACUAGAGCAAUUGUAACAGAGAAACUAGCAUGGAUUACCUGGCGUUAAACAAUGGUGCCAAAAUGCCUCAGUUGGGUUUAGGAACAUGGAAGUCCGCGAAGGGAGCGGUUACAGAAGCAGUAAAGACAGCAAUAGAUAUCGGUUACAGAAAUAUAGACUGUGCAUUUGCUUAUGGAAACGAAGAUGAAGUCGGAGAAGCUCUUAAAGCCAAACUUGAUGACGGAACGGUGAAACGAGAGGACCUCUUUGUAGGAACUAAGCUAUGGAAUGUGUUCCACAGAAAAGAUCUUGUCAUGCCAAUUUUGAAAAAACAGUUGGAGAGUCUACGUUUGGAUUAUGUAGACCUUUACCUCAUCCAUUGGCCAAUGGCGUACAUUGAAGAAAGAGAAUCAUUCCCAAAGGAUGAAAAUGGAAAGUUUAUUUACUCCGACGUCCAUUUUUUGGAAACCUGGAAGGCAAUGGAAGAAUGCGUAGACUCUGGAUUAUGUAGGGCUAUUGGGCUAUCCAACUUCAACCACAAUCAAAUUCAAGAUGUAUACGAUAAUGCCAGGAUAAAACCAGCUAAUCUACAGAUUGAGGUCCAUCCAUACUUAUCUCAGGAGCGUAUGUUAGCAUUUUGUCGUGAGAGGAACAUAACAGUGACUGCUUAUAGUCCCCUGGGGUCUGGUGACAGACCAUGGGUUAAAGCCGAGGAUCCCAAUUUGUUUGAAGACGCCCAGUUAAAGGAUAUUAGUGCAAAAUAUGGCAAAUCUGUUGCUCAGGUUAUACUGAAAUGGAAUAUUCAAAGAGGAGUAGGUGUCAUCCCUAAAAGUGUAACUCCAUCAAGAAUAAAGGAAAAUCUAGAGGUAUUCGACUUCAAGAUCUCUGAUGCAGAUAUGGCUACAAUAUCUAGCUUCAACAAAGAUUUCAGAGGAUGUCUCAUCGACUGGGUAAAGGACCAUCCACUUUGGCCAUUCAAGAACUGUGACUUUUAGUGCAAGCAGAGUUCACCAUACUUACAACACUAUCUGUCUGAUAUAAUUCUUAUAACGCCGAUGACGCUCCAAUGACCUUUGCAUGCAUCAAUCAAGCCACAUAUUGAUUUGAUAAUACAACCUCUAAUAAGUAGGCAGGAUAUAAAUUCAAUAAUUAGUAGGCGAAUCAAAUGUAGGCUAAAAUAUGAAUAUUAAAAAAUACGUUUCUGUUGACUGGGUAGUUUAAUUAGGUUAAGUUACACGUUUUAGAAAAACUUGGACGUAAACGUGUAGAAUUAUGGUCCUCUAUGGAUUAGUUCUCCCAGGUGUAGU